AAGAAGAGAAAGAAGCAGGCUGCUGAGUCGCGAAAAAAUUGCCGUGCUUUGUGCGAAUCUCCUUUCGCGAUUAAAACAGUGCUUUCUGUUUCCAUUUUGUGAUUAUUUCCUGUGUUUCCAUCAGUGUGACGAUGUCGAGAAACUUCCGACGAGGUCGCGGCAGCCGCAAUCAGCUCGGAGAGCGUAACUUUUACGAAGUACCACAAACGUACGUGGACCACGAUGACCGAGGCGAACGCAACAACGACCGACGUGGUCGCAACAACACGGUGCGGCGCGUCAGCUUCAAACCCUCCGGAAACGGGGCGGGGGGUCGGGGCAAAGUCUCCCGCGCCAUGCAGCAGGUUGUGCGUAUCCACCUGAACCGGGAGGAGGAUGAGGCGAUGCGGGGUGACACGUUCGAUACCGAUUUGCGCACUCAUAUCGGCAACAACAACAACAAUAAUAACCGGAACCGGACCAACCGCGGACGGCGUAGCGGAUCACCGUUGCCACGCGGGGCAGGCAACGCACACGUGCGGAAGAAGCUCGUCCCCUCACAAACCAGCUGGUACGAAGUGCGAAUACCGUACGGACAGAAGUACGAAAAGGAGUUUGUGUUACGCUCGAUCCAGCAAGCAAUCAGUCCACAGAUCUUCAUUCCGCGCUACUACAAGGCGGCCGAAUCGUGUGCCACGUUUUAUGUGGAAGACUUUGCUACGGCCGAAGCGAUCCAGAAGAUGGAUCGCAAGAUCGACACUCCGGACGGGCGAAAGAUGAUUUUGCUCGUACGCAGCAACCAUCCGGUCUUUCAGGUGAACGAUCAGCUGAAAGAGCGCAUGAAGCAAGCGAUGGUCAAACGCUACAACCCGGCGACCAAGGCACUGAACCUGGAAAAGUUUCACGCGGAUCCGGACCUGAGUGACAUUUUCUGUGCCCUCUUUCGGCCACAGAUCAUUCUCGUGGCCAUCGAUAUCAUCGCCGAACACAUCCCCGAGCUAGAAGCGCUCAACUUGAAUGACAACAAGCUGUACAUGCUUGAUCACCUAAGAACGAUGGCCACUAAAAUCCCCAACAUAAAGAUACUGUACAUGGCCAAGAACCGGAUACCGUACAUCAACACACUGGACAGUUUGAAGGCACUCAAGUUGGUGGAACUGAACCUAGAGGAAAACCCCUUGAAGCAGCGUUACGAGGACCAAACAGUCUACGUCAGUGAAAUUCGUAAACGUUUCCCGAAAGUGAUCAAGCUGGAUAACAUCGAGCUACCGCCCCCGAUAAGCUUCGACGUGGAGGAUGAAUCAAAAUUUCCAUCCUCAAAAGCCUCGUUCCUGUGCGACGCAAGCGGGACCGAUCUGGUGCGACAGUUCCUGGAACAAUAUUUCGUCAUUUUCGAUUCCAACAACCGGCAAAUGCUGCUAGAAGCGUACCAUGAGCAUGCCAUGUUCUCUCUCACGGUCAACACAUACCAUCAGAAUAAUCAGCAAAAAUUGGCGGCAUAUAUGCAUGGUAAUCGUAACAUCAAGCACAAAACCGAUUUGGACUCGAGGUGUCGUUCGCUCAAGCAGGGCCGGCUGCAGGUUGUUUCGUAUCUGUCGGAACUCCCUCCUACCAAACACGAUCCACAGUCGUUUGCCGUGGAUUUAACGCUUUUCACGCCCCAACUUCUGCUACUCACCGUUACGGGCGUGUUUAAGGAGCGUAAACCUAACAACAACAAUGAAAUGAUUCGUUCAUUCCAACGUUCGCUUGUCAUUGUUCCGUCCGGUGGUGGAUUUUGUAUUCGCAACGAGAUGAUGCAUAUCAACGGUGCAACCCGUCUACAGGAGGAAAAGUCGUUUAAGGAUGCAACGGGUUUCGCCGCUACUCCUGCUCCUUCCCUUGCUUCAACGCCUGCCGUAUCGCCGCUCCCAACCGUCAGUGCACCAGACGAUAACACAAAACUACAGAUGGUACAGGCGUUAGCCACGCAGAGCACGAUGAAUCUGGAUUGGAGCCGGCGGUGUCUCGAGGAAACGAACUGGGAUUAUCAGCGAGCCGAAUUUGCGUUUAGCGAACUGCAGAAACAGAAUCGGAUACCACCUGAAGCAUUUAUUAAAAAUUAAUGCUUUUUCCACGAACUUUUGUUGAUGCGCGAGGUUUUUUGUUUAAAUAACUUCCGGAUUCGGUUUCAUUCAUGAAUUGCAGUUUUAGUUAGCACCACAUGAAAAAUAGUCUGUGGGUAGUACCGAUUGCUACAAUUAGCACUACUACUUAAUCACCGCCAUGUAAAACAAUUAUAGAGCCCAACCAUCUGAAAGCUGCUUGUCCAAGAGCUGCGUUCAAGACGUGUUGGUAUAUGAAACCGGUAUUUCACAUUAUUUUAUUCAAUUGUUUCCGACGUGUUGCAGUUAGAUGUUUUUUACACUGAUUCUGUGUAUGAUUAAGAUAUUUUCGAAUUAGGAAAAAAUGCAAAUGUUUGCUAAACAGCUCCUUCAUAAGAAAUGUUUUUUUUCUUCAUAGGCAAUUAUGCCAUUGUGCAACAGUUUAAAACGUAGUAGGACAAAAGAAAGAAAAUAGAACUCUUUAUAGCAUCCUGAUUCAAUUUUUUUCCAUUCCCGAAGGAGUGAGUAUUUCUUUAUAUCUAUUACUUUCGUUGGCGACACAUACAUUAAAUUUUUCAUUUUUGUUUCACUCUCUGCAUUGUACUUUAGCUGCUUGGAUUAAUUAAAUUAAACUAAACUAGUUUUAAUAUUUGCAACAUUGUGCAAGGUGCAAAAGGCCGAAACUUGGUCUAGUGUAAAUAAUUCAGUCAUUAUGUACGCGAUCCGUGUUCUCUGAACUGAUAACCGGAAUGAGGCAAUAGGCUGACGAGAAAUACAUGGGGAUGGUCAAUUUUAUACCUAGCGCGUCACAUUCGUGCUCGGAUCGGAUAAUCUGUGCCGAAUGAGUCGUCAAUAAGACUGGGUGGGGGAAUAUAAGGAACCUCGUUUCUACACUCAUAGAGAUAACCUUCUUUGAUCGAUAAGAAAUGAUGGACGAUUUCAGUUGCAUGUACAGGUCAGGACCAUGUGAAACAGUCAAAAACACAGAUUCGAAUCAAGACAAUUUUGUUGA
Anopheles darlingi is the source of this 3075-nucleotide messenger RNA. It is a transcript of the gene sbr, whose product is annotated as nuclear RNA export factor 1. Gene Ontology annotation, biological process: poly(A)+ mRNA export from nucleus. Bases 132 to 2084 code for a protein of 650 amino acids. Gene Ontology annotation, molecular function: RNA binding; protein binding. The record is from RefSeq and is a predicted model, not a curated record. NCBI's taxonomy places the organism in Eukaryota, Metazoa, Arthropoda, Insecta, Diptera, Culicidae. Gene Ontology annotation, cellular component: cytoplasm; nucleus. The transcript has 7 exons.